Molecule: messenger RNA, 2489 nt
Organism: Labeo rohita (rohu)
Lineage: Eukaryota; Metazoa; Chordata; Actinopteri; Cypriniformes; Cyprinidae
Gene: nr5a1a
Product: nuclear receptor subfamily 5, group A, member 1a
Exons: 8
Coding region: 265-1674 (469 amino acids)
Biological process (GO): regulation of transcription by RNA polymerase II; hormone-mediated signaling pathway; tissue development
Cellular component (GO): RNA polymerase II transcription regulator complex
Molecular function (GO): nuclear receptor activity; zinc ion binding; RNA polymerase II cis-regulatory region sequence-specific DNA binding
Source: RefSeq, a predicted model, not a curated record
GAGAGCUGUCACAUGAGCGCGCACUAUCCAAUGAAGACCUCCUCAACACUCUGAUCCGGUGCGGAGGAAGACGUUCAGACACCGAGGAAGACCUCAGACCUGUUAGAUUCGCUCCUGAACUUUCUGAAGGACUGGACGGACCUUUAGCUGAAUGAUAAAGACGCGCGUUUGAAGCGACUCACACAUGCUGGACGCGCAGAUUAAUGGAUCUCUAACAGAAGCACAUGAUUUGUUGCCUCAGUCACAGACGCAUCUGUGAGGGUGAUGGACUUCACAGCAGAUGAGGAGCUGGAGGAGUUGUGUCCGGUGUGUGGAGAUAAAGUGUCCGGAUAUCAUUACGGCCUUCUUACCUGCGAAAGCUGUAAGGGGUUUUUCAAGAGGACGGUUCAGAAUAACAAGAGAUACACAUGCACACAGAACCAGGACUGUGGCAUUGACAAAACCCAGAGGAAGAGAUGCCCCUUCUGUCGCUUCCAGAAGUGCCUCAGCGUCGGCAUGAGACUCGAGGCUGUCCGUGCAGAUCGAAUGAGAGGGGGAAGGAACAAGUUCGGCCCCAUGUACAAGCGGGACCGUGCCUUGAAACAACAGAAGAGAGCUUUAAUCAGAGCCAGUGGCUUUAAAAUAGAGGCCAACCCAUCCCUACUGUCCGGCACCCAGACUGAGUACCCGCUUCCCGGAUCGCUCUCAGGUCUCCAUCCCCCUUCCCUGUCCUCUCCGGAGUACGACUGCCCGCCUCUCUGUCCCCCGGCUCUGGGCGUAGCGCUGCAGAGCUAUGGUUCAUUCCCGGCUCAGUAUCAAUACACUGCUCCCUCCUUACCGAGCAGAUCGAUCAAAGCCGAAUACCCAGACGUGUACUCCAGCUCACCAGACUCAUCACUAGGGUACCCGUACCCUGACGGCUGCAUGCCUGCAUCCCCACACACCAGCCCCAUGAACCCUGGUUUGCCCCCACUGGUGCUAGAGCUGGUCAACUGUGAUCCAGAUGAGGAGCAGGUGAAAGCGAAGAUCUGUGCAUACCUUCACCAGGAGCAAAGUGGCAAGGGGAAACUGGACAAACCACGGCCGUUCAGCCUGUUGUGUGUCAUGGCGGACCAGACAUUAUUCUCAAUAGUCGAGUGGGCAAGAAGCUGUGUCUUCUUCAAGGAACUAAAGGUAGGAGAUCAGAUGCGAUUGCUGCAUAACUGCUGGAGUGAGCUGCUGCUUCUCGAUCAUAUCUGCAGACAGGUGCAUCAUGGGAGAGACAACAGUCUGCUACUCAUUACAGGACAGGAGGUUGAUCUGUCUGCGGUGUCUGACGCGGGACCUCCUCUGGCCAGUAUGGUGCAGAGAGGACAGGAGUUGGCCAGGAGACUGCAGUUGCUGCAGGUGGACAGAAGAGAGAUGGCCUGUCUGAAGUUCCUCAUCCUCUUCAACCCCAAUGUGAAGCUCUUGGAGAACCAGCAGUUUGUGGAGAGCGUUCAGGAGCAGGUGAACAGCGCUCUGCUCGAGUACACGCUCUACUCGUACCCUCAGUGUCUGGACCGUUUCAGUCAGCUCAUACUGCGGCUGCCUGAGGUCCGAUCGCUCAGCGCACAGGCCGAGGACUUCCUGUGCUACAAGCAUUUGUGCGGAGAAGUGCCGUGCAACAAUCUGCUCAUAGAAAUGCUUCACGCCAAGAGAUCCACCGCCGUGUGAAAGUGACACUGUUUCGAGGGUUCAAGCCAUAUGCGCAAAAUUGGACGGCGAACAGUUUUCCAAAGCCAAUUCUUUCUUACCUUACGUGAUGAAUGUACAGAGUUUUUUCAUUUGUAUUCUUUUUAAAUCAUUUAAGCAUGACAAUCAUUGGUGGACGCGGAGGCGUUUUUAUAGUGUGUUCUUCUUCGUGCUGUUCAGUUUAUGUUAUUCUCUAGGCUAUGAAGGUAAUUGCAAAAUGUGAAUACUGCAGUCUAAGAGUUUCUGUUAUUUUAUCUUAAUGCUCCCGUGCUUGAGUAUUGUAAUUUCUUUGUUUUCAAAUACAUUUAUUUAGCUGGUAUUUAAAAAACAUUCCAAAAGGGACUGUCCAAAAAUGAAUCAAAUGAAACAAAAGAAGGUAUUUAUUGAAAUUAUGUUAUUAACAGUAUCAAUGGAACUAUUUAAAGCACAUUUUUUACAUAGAUUACACAUUUAUUUGUCUUUCCAUUUAACUGAAAAAAUUUGGUCGCAAUAAAAUAAAAUAAACGACACGUUGCAGUUGUUCGAGGACUGUGUGUGUGGCGGUCUAAAAGCAAUCUUACUUUGAAUGGCCCCGUUUCUAAAGACAGACAUGCUGCUCCGCUCUGAGUGUCUCUUCAGCGCGCCAAUAAAAAGAGGUUAUGGGAAGGUCAGAAAACAUUCACACAUGUUGCCACCUUUGUGAGCGUAUAAAGAGAGAGUGCUUCUUUUCAAAUCCAUUUAAACCAAUUAUUUUUCUAUUCAUUUUUAUUCUAAUCAAGUGUAUUGCUUAAAAAAAUUAAGUAUUCAUAAAUGACUAC